Molecule: messenger RNA, 3254 nt
Organism: Acanthochromis polyacanthus (spiny chromis)
Lineage: Eukaryota; Metazoa; Chordata; Actinopteri; Pomacentridae
Product: ras-related protein Rab-3A-like
Exons: 5
Coding region: 145-804 (219 amino acids)
Biological process (GO): regulation of synaptic vesicle fusion to presynaptic active zone membrane; axonogenesis; regulation of exocytosis
Cellular component (GO): synaptic vesicle membrane; plasma membrane; synaptic vesicle
Molecular function (GO): GTP binding; GTPase activity
Source: RefSeq, a predicted model, not a curated record
CCUGUCAAUCAUUCUUACGCACUGUCUAUGGUAACCGCUUAUGCCAGAGCUGCCAAUCAAGACACGCACGAGCUACUGCAGGUGCAAAGCUGGGCGCUGUGUUAGCCGCUGCAGUGAAGCCGAGGAAAAAACCCACAUUUCACGAUGGCGUCUGCAAAUGCCACGUACGGACAGAAGGAGUCCACGGACCAGAACUUUGACUACAUGUUUAAAAUCCUUAUCAUUGGCAACAGCAGCGUAGGAAAAACUUCCUUCCUUUUCCGCUAUGCAGACGACUCCUUCACGCCGGCCUUUGUCAGCACGGUGGGCAUCGACUUCAAGGUCAAGACCAUCUACAGGAACGACAAGAGAAUAAAGCUGCAGAUCUGGGAUACAGCUGGGCAGGAGCGCUACAGGACAAUCACCACGGCCUACUACAGGGGAGCCAUGGGCUUCAUCCUCAUGUAUGACAUCACCAAUGAGGAGUCCUUCAACGCUGUACAAGACUGGUCGACCCAGAUCAAGACUUACUCGUGGGACAACGCUCAGGUCCUCUUGGUGGGGAACAAGUGUGACAUGGAGGAUGAGCGAGUGGUGGCUACAGAGAGGGGCCGGCAGCUGUCAGAACAGCUGGGUUUUGAGCACUUUGAAGCGAGCGCUAAAGACAACAUCAACGUGAAGCAGACCUUCGAGCGGCUGGUGGACAUAAUCUGCGAGAGGAUGGCGGAGAGUCUGGACAACAACGACCCGACCGUCACUGGAGCCAAACAGGGGCCACAGCUCAGCGAGCAGCCUCAGAGGUCCCAUCAGGAUUGUGCUUGCUGAACACAACCAACACACACACACACACACACACACACACACACACACACACACACACACACACACACACACACACACACUGCUGUCCUGAAAUCCACACACCUUUCAAGGUUUUUUUUUUUAGUUUGCUUUCUUUUUCUUCUUCAUAUGUACAUACACGACUUUACUACACAUUGAAACACUGCCAUUCAGUGACACACUGGCUGCUUGAAUUCUCCACCCCUCUCACUGCAGCGUCCACACAAAGUGACCCCCCCCUAAAAGACGUGGUGUUUUCAGGAACUCCAUCUUAAAGCUUUUAUUAAUUUCAGUAAUACAGAGAUUAUGUGAUGGUGCUCAUUUAGUCAGAGGGGUGAAGAACAUUUAACAGAUACAAUCCCAAAUAGUCUUUCUUUCAUACUUGUACGCUUUUACUGUAUGUACACACAAAAGCAUACACACUAUACUGUAUCUUAGCAGAGUUCAGAAAAAGAAAAAAAAGGCCACGAAAGGCUAAAACGACAUCAUUCCUUACUGACGUGUCUGUGCUUGGGUUAUGAAGGAGCGAUAACCUCCUCCCACUCAGCACUAAUGCCUAAAUGGAUUCCAAUCAAAUGUUCUGCUUUUAGUCCCACUAAAAAUAUAUGGGUUUUUUUGCUGUGGAUAGUUUCUUUUUUUAUGUUUUUGAGUCGGUCAGAUGUGUGUUUGAACAGUCCCAGUGUUGCGGUUACAGACAUUUAUGGCCCAAGCUUGAAGUCCAAACAGGAUUGUUGGAGAGUUUUUUUUUUUUUUCUCUGUUUAAUUGGAGGAAUAGCAAAAGUGGUGCAUAUCAGUUUUCUAGUGGAGUCAUAUAUUUGUUGUUACAUAAUUAAUUUGGGGCCCUUGUCAGAGUUUUUAUUAGGAAAAUUGAACGGCAGCAUCAGUCGCUUGGUUGGUCAGGAGCAGCAGAGCCUCUGGGCUGCUAGAUUUUAGAUUUUUAGUCUUGUUUAUUUUUACUUUUUUUGUUAUUGUUUUUUAAAGAAUCCAACAAAAUACAAGGAUACGAGUGUAUAAAUGUUGAAAAGUCAAUAGGUAUGCAUUAAAAAUGCAUAUUUAAUAUAUAUACAUAGAAAAUAAACUUAUUAAUAAUAGGGAUGUUUUGGGGAUUUUGGAUUCCGACCUGUGCUUUAGUGAGAGGUGCAUGUUGUUGAUGUUUUUAACGGAUUCUGGUUGACUGGAUGGUUAUUUGUAUGAGCUGUUGUCUGAAUUUAAAGCCCAUCUGUCCUACAGUUUCAGUACGUGGAGGUUCCAAAUGGGGCUAAAGGUUUCAGAUGUUAAGCCAGUGGCCCCUUCACAUUGUAUUAACUUUCAUUCAGUGCAUACGAUGUGCAACAUGCACUCACUAGAAAGGCAUGUGAUUCUGUCAUGUCCAUCAGAUUCCAGAUAGUCUCUUGCGUCUUUGUAGAUGAUCUUUUUGUCUUUAUUUUUGGCGGAUUAUGACGUUUUGAAGCAUGUUAAAUGUCAAAUUGUGAGUCUUAUUUCUCUCUCUGAUGCUACGGUUAAGGGACUCGUCUGCUGGUGUAUUCAGUACAAACCUUCUGUAAGUCAUGCAUUCACAAAUGCGCUGAGGCAUGCACAAAUAGUUUUGCCACGUAAAUUAUUUAUUUUGUAUUAUUUAUAACUUAAUUUAUUUUUAAGGUAGUGUUCUUCCUAGAUUAUUCAUUGCAUUCUGCACUCAGCUUUUUAAAGAGAUGUUCAGUAGCAUUCAGUUGUUCUAACCGUCCCAGCUUUUAAAUGGAAAAAAAAAGGAAAAUGUGUGUUUACGUGCAAAGUCUAAGAUGCUUCCUCAAGAGGAAAGUUAAACAUUCCAGUGUAAGAACCUCUUAUCAUGUCCACGUGGCUUUGCUGGGAAGUUUGUUUGUCUUUUGAUAUCAGUUAUAUAACUUUUAAGACUUAGUAGUGUAAAAACAGUGUACUUUUUUUUCCCUCCGCGCAAAAAUCGGCAACACACAUUCCUACAGGGACUGUACUUGGGAGUGUGAAUGUACAGUUUGUAAAGGGAGUCUUGCUGAUUGUUCUUUCCUAAGAGGUCUUAACAAUAAAUUUAGAGCCAAAAAAAAGCGCCUGUGCUGUCAAACCUGUCUGCUAGUUUUUAUACUCCAGCUUCAAACAGGGAGUGUUUCUGGGAAAUAAACUGAAUACUCUGAACACUUCAUUAAAAAGUCAUUCUUAUCACAUUUGUUCACAUUUGACUUGUUUGUUGUUUUUUUUCUUACUUUAUUUAUUGUGUUUUGCUACAGCUGUAAACUUGCCGAUGACUUAGGAACACAUAUCAGUCCUCUCCUCCUCCCUCUCUCCCUCUCUGCCUGUCAUAAAUAGCCCUUGUAAAUAGGAAUUUUCUGCCCCUCAGGCAUUAGUUGUGUGAAUUGUGCUGUAAUUCUGUAAUGCCAGGUUUACUAAACUAAGGAAUCAAUAAACAAAUUCUUAAAGCUGGA